This is a messenger RNA of Prunus mume (Japanese apricot), 1110 nucleotides long. The record is from RefSeq and is a predicted model, not a curated record. Lineage: Eukaryota; Viridiplantae; Streptophyta; Magnoliopsida; Rosales; Rosaceae.
AUGGCAGGGUUCUCAAUGUUUUUGCCAUUGGGAAGCAACUCAAGUUUUAACCUGGAGAAAGCAGUGUGCAACCAUGGCUUCUUCAUGAUGGCUCCCAACCGUUGGAUUCCAUCAUCAAAAACACUCCAACGUCCACUGAGACUUGCAGACUCAACUACUUGUGUCACCGUUUCGAUCUUACAUCCGCCUAAUCGGACCUCUCUCCUUGUUAGAGUUCGCGACAUUCAAAACAUCUCGUAUACAGAUCAACGUGCUAUACUGAACCAAGUGGCUCGAAUGCUAAGGAUAUCUGAGAGAGAUGAAAUGGACAUGGGGGAAUAUCAGAAAGUGCAUCCAGAAGCGAAAGAGAAAGGCUUCGGUCGAGUUUUCCGGUCGCCUUCUCUCUUUGAAGACCUUGUCAAGUGUCUUCUUCUCUGUAAUUGCACGUGGUCGAAUACAUUGAAGAUGGCUCGAGCUCUCUGUGAGCUUCAAUUUGAGCUAAGUAAUAAUGAAGCUUCAGCUAGGUCCGGACAAAAGAGGAAGAGAGAGACGUCAAAUACAUGGCCAUGCAAAGUUAUGAAUCAAAUGGAUGGUGGGAUUUUAGGCAAUUUCCCAACUUCAAAAGAACUCGCUGGCCUUGAUGAGAAUACUUUAAUCAACGACCAUAAAGUUCUUGGGUACAGAGCAAAACUCAUUCUAAAACUUGCUAGAGAUGUGGAGCGUGGGACGAUACGACUUCAUGAGUUUGAGAAAGCCCUCGACGACAUGUCGUUUAACCAGGAUCAAGUGUUUCGGAGACUCAAGAAGAUCAAAGGGUUUGGUUCAUAUGCAUGUGCCAAUGCAUUGAUGUGCAUUGGAUAUUAUCAGCACGUUCCACUCGAUACUGAAACUAUAAGACACUUACAAGAGGUUCGUGGGAGGAAGAAUUGCGACAAAAAGACCGCCAGAAAAUAUGUGGCAGAAAUUUAUGACAAAUAUGCACCAUAUCAGUGCUUGGCAUACUGGUUGGAGCUCUUGGAUUUCUACGAAAGCAAAUUUGGGAAGCUAAGUGAAUUACCCAGCUCAAGCUAUGAAACAGUGAGUGGCAGCAGGGACGGAGCCAUUUACAAGUCUGCAGUGAAAUUCCUGUAA